AUGCAGUUCACUCUCUCCGCCGUUGUCCUCGCCCUCGCUGGCUUUUCCGCUGCCCUGCCCGCUGAGUCCAUGAACAAUGGCCUCCAGCACCAGAACGGCACUCCUCGCUUCCCUGUUCCCGACAGCCUGACUAUCGAGCAGGCUCAGGCCAAGUGUGGUGACCAGGCUCAGCUCUCUUGCUGCAACAAGGCCACUUAUGCCGGUGACACCACCGACAUCAACUCCGGUAUCCUUGGUGGUACUCUCUCCAACCUGAUUGGUGCCGGCUCUGGUGCCUCUGGCCUUGGUCUCUUCGACCAGUGCUCCAAGCUCGGCGCUCAGAUCCCUAUCGUCAUCGGUAUCCCCAUCCAGGAUAUCCUCAACCAGCAGUGCAAGCAGAACAUCGCCUGCUGCGCCAACUCUCCCUCCACCGCCAGCGGCAACCUCGUCGGCGCCGCUCUUCCUUGCGUUGCCCUUGGCUCCAUCCUCUAA
Penicillium expansum is the source of this 471-nucleotide messenger RNA. Its product is annotated as hydrophobin family protein. Bases 1 to 471 code for a protein of 156 amino acids. Lineage: Eukaryota; Fungi; Ascomycota; Eurotiomycetes; Eurotiales; Aspergillaceae. The record is from RefSeq and is a predicted model, not a curated record. The transcript is spliced from 2 exons. Gene Ontology annotation, cellular component: fungal-type cell wall. Gene Ontology annotation, molecular function: structural constituent of cell wall.